Daphnia pulex (common water flea) is the source of this 475-nucleotide messenger RNA. RefSeq names its product signal peptidase complex subunit 1-like (gene Spase12). Bases 110 to 427 code for a protein of 105 amino acids. The record is from RefSeq and is a predicted model, not a curated record. The transcript is spliced from 3 exons. Gene Ontology annotation, biological process: protein targeting to ER. NCBI's taxonomy places the organism in Eukaryota, Metazoa, Arthropoda, Branchiopoda, Diplostraca, Daphniidae. Gene Ontology annotation, cellular component: endoplasmic reticulum membrane; signal peptidase complex.
GGAAUGUAUUGUAACUGUGUAUACACAGCGGCUGCUAGCUACACGUCACCUCUCGUAGUUGUGUACCUGUCAAAAAGCCACUGCUUGAAAACUGUUAAUUUGCUUCAUAAUGGCAUUCAAUUUUGAUACUCACAUGGACUAUGAAGGACAGCAUUUCGCCGAAAAGUUAUCGCACAUCAUUGUUGUGGUUUUUGGGGUUAUUGGCUGGGUUAUAGGAUACAUCAACCAACAAUUUUCUCAGACAAUUUUGGUCCUUGGAGUUGGAGUACUAAUUGCUGCGAUUGUCACACUACCUCCCUGGCCCAUGUAUCGCAGAAAGAGUCUAAACUGGAGGAAGCCUCGUAAGGAGGUUACUGUAGAUACCACCAAAACAGAACAAAAAGAAGUUGUUACUACUGCAUCCAAGCAAAAGAAAAAGAAUAAGUAAACACUGUGUGAUUUUUCAUUGAAAAAUAAAAAUUUAUUAAACAUCUAA